GUACAUUUGAUAGAGCUAUGGAUAAAUUACAAAUGGCAGAGAAGACGUCAGAUGUUUCUACGGAUACUGAUAGCGAUGCAGCAAAGAUAAAACGUCGCAAACAUGCCCGAAAAGAAUUUAGUAAUGAGGAAGAAAAUAGUGAAAGUGAUGGGUCUACGAAUAAAUAUUUACCUCGUCCCAACCCCUCACAAGCAAGAUGUGGCAAAAAAUCUGCAUCGAAUAUUAACUCCUCUUCAAAGUCACGUACGACACAACCAGACAUUGAUUUCCAGGAAAAUAUCGACGUAUCUUCUAACCCUAGUAAGCGACUAUCUCCUCUUCCCGUGCCAUCACAACCAAGACAUGGCAAGAAAUUUGCGUCAAAUAUUGGUGCCUCUUCAAAGACACGUGCGACACAACCAGACAUUGAUGAACAGGAAAAUAUCGACGUAUCUUCUAACCCUAGUAAGCGACCAUCUCCUCUUCCCGUGCCACCACAACCAAGACAUGGCAAAAAAUCUGCGUCAAAUAUUGGUGCCUCUUCAGAGACACGUGCGACACAACAAGACAUUGAUGAACAGGAAAAUAUCGACACAUCUUCUGACUCUAAUAAGCGAUUAUCUCCUCUUCAUAUGUCACCACAAGCAAGAUAUGGCAAAAAAUCUGAUUCAAAUAUUGGUUCCUCUUCAAAGACACGUGUGACACAGCCAGAUAUUGAUGUACAAAAUAAGCAAAAAUAUAUCAAUAAAUCUGACGCUUAUAAGCGUCAGAUUUAUGAAUUGGACAUGGCGAUUGGUGAAACCAAUUGCAACUCGUGCAAAGUUAUGCUAAGCUUUCAACAAGACAUAUUAAAACAGAUCGUCGAAAAUAAUUUAAGAGGACAAAGAUGCGAAAAAAUGCUAGAGAACGUAGUGGAAAAAAUAAAUUGGAAUUCUGCAACGUCAAUAUCUGACCUUGUAAAUAGUGAUACUGAUUUCCAUCCCGAGUACCUUCCUGCACAGACGCUUGAAGAUUUUCAUGCGGCCGAAAAUAAAUGGAAAAUGGACAAAGAGUACAGAGAAAAUGUG
Temnothorax curvispinosus is the source of this 1046-nucleotide messenger RNA. RefSeq lists its product as uncharacterized. The annotation marks the transcript as partial. Lineage: Eukaryota; Metazoa; Arthropoda; Insecta; Hymenoptera; Formicidae. The transcript has 2 exons. The record is from RefSeq and is a predicted model, not a curated record.